UCCCCAAGCUCGUAACCAGAAACAUAGAACUAACUGACACACUGACGGACAACGAGGCUUAACCGUGGAAACGGGCAGACUGCCGCCCAAGGACACUCACUGACCCCCGGAGACGGACAGACAGACAGUCUGAUGCCAACUGUCUCCGCUGUCAAUCUCACGGCACAACUCCUCCUGCUGUUGCUAUGGGCAACCCACCCGACCAUGGCAACCAACUGGCUCUCCCUGGCGAGGAUGCCACGCUCGCGGCCCGUGUCGGGUGCUGCCCCCUGUGGGCAGCUGAGGGGACUGUCCGUGGGGCAGGUGGGGGUGUGCAGGGCGCGGGGAGAGGUCAUGGAGUCUGUGCGCAAGGCAGCCGAGAUGGUCAUAGAGGAGUGCCAGCACCAGUUUCGUAAUCGCCGUUGGAACUGCUCCACCACCCCACGUGGAGUCAACGUGUUCGGUAGAGUCAUGAGCCAAGGCACCCGUGAGGCAGCCUUUGUGCACGCCCUGUCCUCGGCGGCGGUAGCGGUUGCAGUGACGCGAGGCUGCAGCCGGGGGGAGCUAGAGCGGUGUGGCUGCGACAGGAAGGUCAGAGGGGUCAGUCCCGAGGGUGAGUCUGGGUGGUCUGGGUGCAGUGAUAACCUGUCAUAUGGUGUGGCCUUCUCCCAGACCUUCGUGGAUGAGACGGAGCGUGCCAAGGGGAUGUCGUCAGGGCGACCUCUCAUGAAUGUCCAUAACAACGAGGCUGGACGGAAGGCUAUCCUCCAUAACAUGCAGGUGGAGUGUAAGUGUCAUGGUGUCUCGGGAUCCUGUGAGCUGAGGACCUGCUGGAAAGUCAUGCCCCCAUUUCGGCGCGUCGGCGCCGUGCUGAAGGAACGCUUUGAUGGAGCCACAGAGGUGCGUCUGUCUCGUAUCGGCUCCAGAACAGCCCUGCUGCCCCGGGACCCCCAGGUCAAACCUCCCGCCGCCAGGGACCUGGUGUACCUCGCUGUCUCGCCAGACUUCUGCCGUCUCGACCCCGACAAUGGGAUCCCCGGGACAGCCGGCCGACGCUGUAACGGCACCUCCCGGCUGGCCCCAGAUGGCUGUGAGCUGGUGUGUUGUGGGCCAGGGUACCGGGCAGGCCGGGCCGAGGUGGUGCAGCGCUGCUCCUGUAAGUUCUCCUGGUGCUGCUCGGUCCGCUGCCAGCAGUGCAAGAACACAGUGAUGAUCCACACCUGCCGAGAGUGAACCCAGUCUAUGCAGAACCCAGAGCACUGAGCAGACACGCAAGAACCUUACACCUGUCCAGACACUCUAGAACACAGCCCAGACACUCCAGAACACUACACAGACACAACACUGUCCAGACACUCUAGAACACAACACUACCCAGACAUUCUGGAACACUACUACAACGGCCAGACAAGUGGAGGCUGCUGUGGGGAGGACGGCUCAUAAUAACGGCUGGAACAAAGUAAAUGGAAUGGCUUGUGUUUGAUACUAUUCCACUAAUUCCGCGCCUGCCAUAACCACGAGCCCGUCGUCCCCCAGUUAAGGUGCCACCAACCUCCUGUGGACCAGACACUCUAGAACCAGGGUUCCCAACCUAGGAUGCACCAAUGUUUCUU
Molecule: messenger RNA, 1592 nt
Organism: Oncorhynchus gorbuscha (pink salmon)
Lineage: Eukaryota; Metazoa; Chordata; Actinopteri; Salmoniformes; Salmonidae
Product: protein Wnt-4-like
Exons: 8
Coding region: 133-1212 (359 amino acids)
Biological process (GO): cell fate commitment; neuron differentiation; multicellular organism development
Cellular component (GO): extracellular region
Molecular function (GO): cytokine activity; frizzled binding
Source: RefSeq, a predicted model, not a curated record